CAACGGCCUCGGAAACCAUUCUGGCAGCGCGGAGGAGGCUUCAAUCAAGAAUGUGGACAUUUUCGAUACGCCGGACAGUCUCACAGGCUCUGUGGACCGGACUGUCGAUACCGAGUAUCUAUAGCUAAGUUUUCGGAGGCGCAGGGUGAGAUGCACAGCCCCCAUCACUAGACCGAGAAGUGAGUGCUUACAGCGUUGAACGCAUCGGAGAGAACGCCUAGGCCCCUGUGUACAAGGUGAGGUAAGAGUAUGUAUACAAUACCUAUUGGUGCAAUCUACCUGGCUCGACAAGGGGUGUUCACUCCAGUCACGCUGUACGAAGUACUUUCAGAACUUGACAUCGCUGAAUCCGACUCCGAGACAUCGUCAAUACGACCGCGCUGCGGAUCCUGGCGGAAGAAAGUCACGGCCUUCUCGACCGACAACCAUCGAUCAGGCCAGAAAGUAAACAUCAAUCAACCAUCAACCAACGACAAUGAAGAUCUUCCACCUCUCCGUGCUUCUUAGCAUGGCUGUCGUUAGGACCAUGGGGAUGUGCGCCGAUACUCCUUGCUGCGCGAGCUGCUACUACGGCGGCCCGGGCAACCCCAACAACUGCCAAGCGAGCAACUGCGGCAAAUACGUUUGCAACGACAUGCAGCCUUGUGGUGGUCAAAAUGACAUUUGCGAUCCAGAUAUGCGACCCGGAAUGCAGGGCUACGCGUACUG
This is a messenger RNA of Zymoseptoria tritici IPO323, 708 nucleotides long. RefSeq lists its product as uncharacterized. The record is from RefSeq and is a predicted model, not a curated record. The transcript has 4 exons. NCBI's taxonomy places the organism in Eukaryota, Fungi, Ascomycota, Dothideomycetes, Mycosphaerellales, Mycosphaerellaceae. Bases 250 to 507 code for a protein of 85 amino acids.